Messenger RNA from Sphenostylis stenocarpa, 3282 nucleotides. The record is from the annotation of a GenBank genome assembly. Lineage: Eukaryota; Viridiplantae; Streptophyta; Magnoliopsida; Fabales; Fabaceae.
AUGGCGGAAAUUACUCAAUUGACUCGUCACAUUGAGUCAUACAUUGACACCUCCUCUUCUGAUGAGGAUGCAAGCUUGAACGCUAUUGUAUCUCUCGUUAAAACCGAUGUCUUACCUCUAAGGGCGCUGGUUACGAAACUGGAAAUGUAUCUGACCGCAACCGAUGAUGAUAUUCGUGGAAGAGGAAUUCUUCUUCUAGCAGAGGUGAUCACUCGCAUUGAAUCAAAACCUCUUGACAGUGCCACUAUACAUAUCUUGGUGGGGUUCUUCAAGGACAGACUGGCAGAUUGGAGAGCAGUCCGAGGUGCACUUGUGGGUUGCUUGGCACUGAUAAGGAGAAAAAGUGUUUUGGGUAUUGUAACUAGUAGUGAUGCUAAGGCCAUUGCUCAGUCUUUUUUCCAAUACAUGCAAGUUCAAUCUUUAGGACAGUAUGACAGGAAGCUAUGUUUUGAACUACUUGAUUGCCUGCUAGAACACUACUCUGACAUGGUUACUACACUGGGAGAUGACCUUAUAUAUGGAAUUUGUGCAUCCAUAGAUGCAGAGAUGGAUCCAGAAUGUUUAAUGCUUGCUUUUCAUGUUGUUGAGUCUUUGGCACGAUUAUAUCCUGAUUCAUCUGGUCCACUUGCAAGCUUUGCCAAAGAUGUUUUUGACAUUUUAGAACCGUACUUUCCCCUUCGCAUUACACAUCCAAAUAAUGGAGAUACUCAUGAGCAAAGAGACAACCUGUCAAGGUCUCUAAUGAUUGAGUCCCUAAAAUAUCUUACAGUGUGCUCUUCCAAGUACGGGGCAGAGAGAAUUGCAAAAUAUGCUAAGUCUAUUUGGUCCUCAAUAAAAGACACACUAUUGAAAUGUUUGGGGGAGUCAGAUUUUUCUUUAAAUAUUGCACCUGUAGAUGGUAUUGGAUUCCCAGAGAAUGAAUUUGAGAUGGAAGCUCUGUCCCUCCUCCAGCAGCUAAUUGUGCAAAAUAGCAGUUUGAUAGUUAGCUUAAUAAUUGAGGAUGAUGAUGUGAACAUUAUUUUCAACACCAUUGCCUCUUAUGAGAUAUAUGAUGCUAUUCCUGUGCCAGAAAAGAAGAAACUGCAUGCUAUUGGUCGUAUUCUGUAUAUUACUUCCAAGACUACCAUUACUUCUUGUAAUGCGGUGUUUGAAAGUUUUUUCUCCAGAAUGAUGGAUAAUUUAGGAUCUUCUUUUAAUAAUAUUGAUAGCUUUCCAAAUGGUGAUACUUCCCCCUCUCAGAGAGUCAAGUUUGGAUUCCUUUAUCUCUGCAUUGAACUACUUGCAGGAUUCAGGGAGUUAAUUGUUGGGUCUGAGGAACCAGAACUGCUGUAUGCUAUUGAGCAUGAGACAUGUUGUACUAUGCUUCAUAGUUUUUCAUCUUCAUUAUUUAAUGCCUUCGGAUCAGUCUUGGCAGCAAGUGCUGACAGAUGCCCCCUUGAUCCAGAUAUAUGCAUUGGAGUGAAGGGUUUGCAGAUACUUGCUAUGUUUCAUUCAGAUGUUUUUUCAAUACAACAAUCAAUAUUUGAGAAUAUCUUGAAGAAACUUAUGUCAAUUAUCAUUGAAGAUUUCAACAACAAAAUAUUAUGGGAAGCCGCAUUGAAAGCAUUGUAUCAUAUUGGCUCCUUUGUUCACAAGUUUCACGAGUCUGAAAAAGCUGUGUGCUACAGGAGUUUAGUUGCAGAAAAAAUUGUGGAACUUCUGUUUCUUGACGAUCAUCCUGUGCCCUUUUCAUUCAAAGUGGAAGCAUUAUCUAAUAUAGGCAUGACUGGAAUAAAAAAUAUGCUAACAUGUCUUCAAGGGUUGAGAGGAGCUGUAUUUGCCAAUCUAUCCAAGGUUUGUGUACGUAUGACCCAUGAAAAUGGUGGUUUAGAGGACUUUGCAGUGCAGUUUGUUGUGGAUAUUUGGAGUCAAGCAGAAAAUUGCAUAGUUUUUGAUACCCUGCUCAAGGAAAAGGGUCUUCUUGAUGCAUUAAUGAAAGCAAUGAAACUUUCUGUAGGGAGUUGUUCUGUGGAGAACCAAAAUCUUAUAAUUCAAAAAGCUUACAGUAUACUAUCAUCACACUCUAACUUUCAGCUUAAAGAAGUGGAAAGGGUACUACUAUCUCCUGAAAAAUAUGACAUUUCCCUUAGAGAUGAAGGGCUAAUUUCAUUAUUUGCGUCAGUAGUUAUUGCAGUCUGCCCCAAAACACUCAUUCCAAAUCUAAGAGUACUUGUGCAUCUAUUUAGAGUAGUACUCCUCAGGGGUAUUGUUCCAGUUGCACAGGCCUUGGGUUCAAUACUUAACAAAUUAGUUUCAACAUCCAACAGUGCAGAGAACUCCAGUGAUCUUACCUUGGAAGAAGCUCUGGAUAUUAUAUUCGAUACAAAAAUAUGGUUUUCUAGUACUGAUAUGUGGCAGCAAUGUAAUGGAACAAGUAAUGGGAAAGAAGUAACUCUUACUGAUAUAUGCCUGGGCUUUGCCAAUGAUAAAUUGCUUCAAAUCAAUGUCAUUUGUGGGCUCUCAUGGAUAGGAAAAGGUUUACUUCUACGAGGUCAUGAAAAGAUUAAAGAUAUCACUAUGACUUUUAUUGAGUGCUUAAUAGGCACAAACACUGCCUUGCCUUUGAUGAAAGAUUCCCUUGAAAAUACUGAAGAGCAAAUUCAGGAUACUUUAGUGAUGAAAUCUGCUGCUGAUGCUUUUCAUGUUUUAAUGAGUGACUGUGAAGUUUGUUUGAACAGGAAGUUUCAUGCCACAAUACAGCCUCUAUAUAAGCAGAGAUUUUUUUCCUCAAUGAUGCCUAUCUUUCUGCAGUUGAUUACAAAAGCUUACUACCCAUUGUCGAGAUCAUUUUUGUAUCGAGCUUUUGCACAUAUCUUGUCUGAUACUCCUAUGGUUGCUGUACUAAGUGAUGCUAAAAAGCUUAUACCAGUUCUACUGGAUUGUUUGUCCGUGUUGACAGAAGAUAUUCAAGAUAAAGAUAUGCUGUAUGGCCUGUUGCUAGUCUUAUCUGGGAUAUUGACAGAUAAAUAUGGACAAGAUGCUGUCAUUGAGAAUGCCCACAUUAUCAUCAAUUGCCUGAUUAAGCUUGUGGAUUACCCUCAUAAGAUGCUUGUUCGAGAGACCGCUCUUCAAUGUCUUGUUGCCUUAUCUGAGCUGCCCCAUGCCCGAGUCUAUCCUAUGAGGACACAGGUUCUUCGAGCAAUAUCGAAGUGUCUUGAUGAUACAAAGAGAUCUGUUCGUCAUGAAGCUGUCAAAUGUAGGCAAACAUGGGCGUCAAUGUCAUCCAGGAGUCUUCAUUUCUGA